AUGUCCUUGUGCCAGAACCGUCUUACGGAGGAAAGGAAGCAGUGGAGACGAGACCACCCUUUCGGAUUCUACGCCAAGCCGCACCGAACUCCUCAAGGCACUCUCGAUCUGAAGAGAUGGGAAUGUGGUAUCCCCGGAAAGGCGCAAACACUGUGGGAGGGUGGACUUUUCAAGCUCGAUGUGACGUUUCCUGAUGAGUAUCCCACGAAACCGCCAAAGUGCAAAUUCGUCCCUCCUCUCUUCCACCCCAACGUCUACCCCUCCGGCACCGUUUGUCUCUCCAUCCUGAACGAGGAGGAAGCGUGGAAGCCAGCUAUCACUAUCAAGCAGAUCCUUCUCGGUAUUCAGGACUUGUUGGAUGACCCCAACCCGGAGUCACCGGCGCAGGCGGAAGCAUACAACUUGUUCAAGAAGGAUCGCCCUGCGUAUGAGAAGCGCGUGAGACAAGUCGUGCGGGAGAAUCCAGCUCUUUAA
Messenger RNA from Aspergillus ibericus CBS 121593, 474 nucleotides. Its product is annotated as E2 SUMO-conjugating protein UBC9. NCBI's taxonomy places the organism in Eukaryota, Fungi, Ascomycota, Eurotiomycetes, Eurotiales, Aspergillaceae. The transcript has 4 exons. The coding region runs from base 1 to 474 and encodes 157 amino acids. The record is from RefSeq and is a predicted model, not a curated record. Gene Ontology annotation, cellular component: nucleus. Gene Ontology annotation, biological process: protein sumoylation. Gene Ontology annotation, molecular function: SUMO conjugating enzyme activity.